UGACCUCUUGGAUAUGUCUCCUCGUGCGUCCCUCUCUCUCCUCUCAUUCGCGCGUCCUUGUGUUACAUUCACAAUCUCAAUUGCAUGCGCGACCCUUAAUUCUCCCCAUCUUGGCUAACGAUGCCCUGCAGUUACCCCAAUUGUUCGCCAAUUACAAGGCCAAAAGCGCCGAUGGCCUCAGCAUGGCCUUUCUGGUCGUCUGGCUCUUGGGCGACAUCACAAAUCUCAUCGGAGCCUUGUUCACCCACCUAGCUCCCACCGCAAUUGCCCUGGCAGGAUACUUCUGCAUUGCCGAUAUCGUCCUCAUCGGCCAGGCCGUGUACUACAAUGCCCUCAAUGCACGCCGAGCGAGUCGCGCCGAGGAACGUCGAUCAAGUGAUCCUACAGAAGAGUCUCCUCUGAUCAACGGAUCCCGUAGACGAAGCUCUUCAUUUGGCCUCCCUGGGUCUCAGCGCCGCCAUGCGACACAUACCGAGUCCUCGAUGGACCCAUUGAGGAAGAUUGUGACGGGCGAAGACGAAACUCCCGAUAGCAAGCCUUGGCUUCACAACACCCUGAGCCUGCUCGCUGUAUACGUCAUUGGGUUAGCUGGCUGGUUUGUGUCGUACAAGGUCGGUGCUUGGGAGAGUGGUGACCCUGGUACCCCCGAUGCACCUGAGGAGGCCCAGAGCCCAAUGGAGCUUGCUGGACUUAUUCUGGGAUACAUCAGCGCAGCGCUUUAUCUCUGUGCUCGAAUUCCCCAAAUUAUCAAGAACCACCGGGAAAAGUCAUGCGAAGGUCUGGCAUUGCUUUUCUUUAUGCUCUCAAUGAGUGGAAACCUCACUUAUGGUAUCAGCCUGGUAGCCUACUCCCAAGACAAGAAGUACUUGCUUAACGCGCUUCCUUGGUUGCUUGGCUCUCUGGGUACCAUUGCUGAGGACCUCAUUAUCUUCGUUCAGUUCCGAAUUUACUCCAACGGUGAACGAGAAAGCGCAAUUGAACCUUAAAUCGCGAUCGACAGGGCAAGACAUGGCAAUUAAACUCGAGACGGACGGACGGAGGGUUUUGGAGGUUCUAAUGUGCAUGAACUGGCGUUUCAUUCAUUCAUAUGCAUUGCAUUUCAGAUAUUUGUUACAUCAAGGGUGAAGCUUGAAUAAGCUCACAAUCAAUACUGGGACAUCCUCAGGAUAGAGGUGCAUGACAUAAUGUUUCGGGUCGAAUUAUAACUCUUCGGAGGGUUUUUCUUACUUAUCAAUUCAAUGAGUCUUUUAA
This is a messenger RNA of Fusarium redolens, 1251 nucleotides long. Its product is annotated as PQ loop repeat-domain-containing protein. The coding region runs from base 183 to 986 and encodes 267 amino acids. Gene Ontology annotation, biological process: basic amino acid transmembrane export from vacuole. Gene Ontology annotation, cellular component: fungal-type vacuole membrane. The record is from RefSeq and is a predicted model, not a curated record. The transcript has 3 exons. NCBI's taxonomy places the organism in Eukaryota, Fungi, Ascomycota, Sordariomycetes, Hypocreales, Nectriaceae.